UAUUCCCACAAGUUCUUUAUUCUUCACGUGGUAUCAGAGCUAAAGAUGGCCAACGCCAAUGGAAAUCCUGGAAAACUUAAUUUCACCAGCUCACCUCUCAAUCAAUUACUCAAUCAAGUCACAACCACCAAGCUAGAUCGAAGCAACCUUCUACUUUGGAAACAUCUUGCUCUUCCAAUCUUGAGAGGGUACAAAAUUGAAGGAUACAUGCUGGGCCACAUACCAUGUCCUUCGAUGUAUGUAAGUCGACCUACUGUCAGUUCUACGACACAAUCAACUGUCGAGACGACUGCCGAGAUGGCAAGCUCCCAAACCAUGGCAAGCAGCUCCAUGAGUACCCCAACUGAAGAAGUCGUUAAUCCUGGCUUUGAAGCCUGGUUAGUCGUUGACCAACUACUCCUUGGGUGGAUGUAUAAUUCUAUGACGCUGGAAAUAGCCACUAAACUGAUGGGAUUCGAGCAUUCUAAAGAUCUGUGGGAUGCAAUCCAAGAACUAUUUGGUAUUCAGUCCAGAGCUGAAGAAGAUUAUCUUCGCCAAACCUUUCAACAAACUCGAAAAGAAAUUUGAUGCUGCAACUGGAGAUAUAACAAUAUUAGCAAAUAGAUCUUUGUUGGUAGACUUCACUGUGCCAUUCACCCAAGCUGGAAUUUCUUUGGUGGUUCCUGUAAGACGUGACAUGGGUUUGGAGAACCGUUCGAUCUUCUUUGUCAAGCCCUUGAGUUGGGACCUCUGGCUUGCAAUUUAUGGGUUUUUUUCUUUCUAUGAGUACCGUCGUUUGGAUUCUGGAACACCGAGACAACGAACAAUUUCAUGGUUCUGCAUCAAAACAGUUCUAGACCAGUAUUUGGAUCUCCUUCCGCAUCACCUUUUUUGCACAAGUGGAGACAUUGAAGAGCAGUCAAGCAAAGACGGUGGUAGCGAUAUGGUUACUUGUGGCGUUCUUCCUAAUUCAAGGCUAUACAGCGAAUUUAGCGUCAUGGUUCACAGUACAACAACUUCAACCAAUCACUGAUAUAAAUCAGAUAAUAAAAAACGGAUGGAAUGUUGGUUAUCAAAAUGGCUCAUAUGUUUUCCAGAAAUUGGAAUUUUUGGGCAUUAAGAAUGUGGUACCCUAUGCUUCAUUAGAGCAACUAUAUGAACUCUUCCAAAAAGGAAGUCGCAAUGGCAGCAUCGAUGCUGCCAUUGAUGAAAUUCCUUAUGAGAAGCUUCUUCUUUCAACGUAUCCCGAUAACUAUACCAUGGGUAAUUAGCAAUACAAUAACAGCGGAUUCGGAUUUGUAAGUUUUUUUCUCCCCAAUGCAUCUCUCUUCUAAUUAUUUUGAUUUCUACGUGGUAUUCGUUGGACUUGGUGAAUUUCCAAUAUUACCUAUCACAAGUACUCAAUAGUCAUUUGAUCUUCAAUAUAACUUUAGGCCCAAUAUUUAAUAACACUUAGGCUCAAGAUUGACAUAGAUGAUCUUUACCACACAAUAAUAGAAUAAUAGAAAUGUAUACCACCUGAUACUAUUGAGUCACCAACGGUGUUGUGGCAGCUCUGAGGGAUCUCUUUACAGCCUCGAUCUUAGUUACUUUUGGAUGUUAUUCCUCAUGGCUUGUUCUACACAGCUUUGUCGUCUAUCAUUACAUACAUAAUAUGUUUCUUUAAUGAAAACAUACAGUUGCUCUUUCAUGAGCUCAGAGUCUACCGUUUAUGGGAAAGAAUCAUUGCCACCAUCAUGGAUUUUCUCAAGAACCAGAUAGCAGUAUUCGUCUCGGAUCAAUCUAGAUGAUCAUGACCCAACUUUGGCAACAACCAACCAAAUUGGCUUGCUACAUAGCCACCAGUUUUACACGCUGUAAUCAAGUGUUGUCCUACCAAUUUACACCCAUAAUUAAUUAUGAGGAUGUCGUAUUUGUUAAAGUUUUAAGAACUUAUCCAUUUAAAUUUUAAAC
Cucumis sativus (cucumber) is the source of this 1932-nucleotide messenger RNA. RefSeq names its product glutamate receptor 2.9-like. The record is from RefSeq and is a predicted model, not a curated record. The transcript has 3 exons. Lineage: Eukaryota; Viridiplantae; Streptophyta; Magnoliopsida; Cucurbitales; Cucurbitaceae. Gene Ontology annotation, cellular component: plasma membrane. Bases 479 to 1012 code for a protein of 177 amino acids. Gene Ontology annotation, molecular function: signaling receptor activity; ligand-gated monoatomic ion channel activity.